Vicia villosa (hairy vetch) is the source of this 1166-nucleotide messenger RNA. RefSeq lists its product as uncharacterized. The transcript has 3 exons. The record is from RefSeq and is a predicted model, not a curated record. NCBI's taxonomy places the organism in Eukaryota, Viridiplantae, Streptophyta, Magnoliopsida, Fabales, Fabaceae. Bases 295 to 894 code for a protein of 199 amino acids.
CGCACCUGAGUGCCCCCUGACCCCCUUCUCUCUUUCUCUCACCGCACGACAACAACAACAACACCUCAUAGAAACACCAACAAACACUUUCCUUCCUUUCCUAAUCCAAUGGAACCACGCGAGCGAAAAUUAAUCACGUGCACCACGCAUGCCCUAAAUGUAUCCUCACUCCCACACCACCUUUCUCUUCUUUCCUCUCAUAACAAACAAACAACAUUGCUUCCUCCAUAAUAAAACCAAACCCAAAACCAAACCCUCGUUUCUUCUUCCUUCCUUCCUUUUCCUUUUCCAUCCAUGGCCAAGAAGAGAAAAUCCAUAGCCACGACGCUCGAUGAAGUCGAUCGAACCAUGUACGCUUCGUUUUGUAGCGCUGCCAAUUCUCUCUCCCAGCUUCACAUGCAUGCGCUUAAUCAUCAGAAACUUUCCUUCCAAGCUGGUCAACGACAUAGCCUCGAAAAACUUUAUCAGUGGAUCUGGAGACAGCAAGAGGGUGGAUCAAGAGUUGCAACACUUGAUAUACUUAACUACAUUCAGAAUGAACUGGAUUAUUUUGGAGAGGAGCAAUCUGUGUCGCCUAGAGCUGCACUACCACCAGCAACACAAGUAGCUAGUUCUGGCUUUACAGUAACACCCGGUUCUUCGUGCCAAACAGUUGUUGGGCAGGAACUUGGAUCAGAGCACUGUGAUAAUCAACCUAAGAGUUUUGAGUUUCCGAAUGCUUUGCCAAGCCCCGUUCGUCGAAGUCUUCAGCAUUAUCAAGUUGGUGACGGAGGGAACUACCUCACCGGACCCUCCAUAGGGAAUGGAAACCAGAACACUGAAUCCAGCCUUUUUCACCAGCAAAGCACUGCAUUCAGUUCCAACGAUUCUGCCAUGGACAUGCAUUCAGACUAGUCUUGCCAAUUGGUUUAUGUACCAAGCACUUUUGUUUGACCAUCCUUUGACAUUACUUGCAAAAGAAGUGAACAACCAUUUGAAGUCUUUGUCUGGUUUUGAUCGUGUCCAACAAGAAAUAGCAGCAAGGUGAAACCAGAUCAACUAAUCUAAUAAUAUACUCAUGUCAUUCUAGUGGUUAGCUUGAAUAUGUUCUUUGUAAAGUUUUUUUUUUUUGAGAUAGUUAAAAAACAUUUCAGUUUGUCCCUUUGUUCUCUCUCCACACCACCUCU